This is a messenger RNA of Eremothecium cymbalariae DBVPG#7215, 186 nucleotides long. RefSeq names its product cytochrome c oxidase subunit VIIa (gene COX9). NCBI's taxonomy places the organism in Eukaryota, Fungi, Ascomycota, Saccharomycetes, Saccharomycetales, Saccharomycetaceae. The coding region runs from base 1 to 186 and encodes 61 amino acids. The transcript has a single exon. The record is from RefSeq and is a predicted model, not a curated record. Gene Ontology annotation, biological process: mitochondrial electron transport, cytochrome c to oxygen.
AUGUCAGCUAUCGCGCCUAUUACUGGUACUAUAAGAAAGAAAAUCAUUGCCGAUAUCACCAUUGGUUUUGCCAUUGGCACUGUCCUAGGUUCAGCUUGGUGGUGGGGUUUCCACAAAAAUAUUAUUGGUAAGAGAGAAGCUCACUAUCAGAAGCUAGCUCUUCAGAAAGCCGCUGAGGAGGAAUAA